This is a messenger RNA of Dendroctonus ponderosae (mountain pine beetle), 878 nucleotides long. Its product is annotated as probable phospholipid hydroperoxide glutathione peroxidase. The coding region runs from base 132 to 755 and encodes 207 amino acids. The transcript has 4 exons. Lineage: Eukaryota; Metazoa; Arthropoda; Insecta; Coleoptera; Curculionidae. Gene Ontology annotation, biological process: response to oxidative stress. Gene Ontology annotation, molecular function: glutathione peroxidase activity. The record is from RefSeq and is a predicted model, not a curated record.
UAUAGCCCGUUACAUAAUAACAUAGGAAGUGAAUAGAAAAUGAUAGUUUCAUUCUCAAUACUCUACACAGGCGAUCACGCACGUGCCUAUUACCUUACAUUAUCUUUGGUGUUUAUAAAGUCAAUUUAGUAAUGGCUUUAUUUUCAAAUGGGUCAUUUAGAAAAUUGCCCUUAGAAAAAAUUAUAUCGAUUGCUAUUAAAUCGAGAAUUUUAGUAGGAACUUUAUUUGUGCAAAAAUUCCAUUCUUUGACCAUGACAAACCCCGAAGACCCAAAAAAAGCAAAUAGCAUCUACGAGUUUACUGUGAAAGAUAUAAAAGGGAAUGAUGUAUCUCUCGACAAAUAUAAAGGGCAUGUAUGUCUAAUCGUUAAUGUGGCUUCUAAAUGUGGACUGACAAAAUCAAAUUAUGAAGAGCUCAAUGAACUGUACGAAAAAUAUGGAGAUAGCAAAGGACUCCGAAUUUUAGCAUUUCCGUGCAAUCAAUUUGGCAAUCAGGAAGAUGGUAAUAAUGAUCAAAUAUGCGAAUUUGUCUCCAAGAAAAAUGUGAAAUUUGACUUAUUCGAUAAGGUGGAAGUGAAUGGCAAAAAUGCCCACCCAUUGUGGGUGUACUUGAAACACAAACAAGGAGGCACUUUAGGAGACUUCAUUAAAUGGAACUUUACGAAAUUUAUUGUGGACAAACAGGGACAAGUCGUCGAGCGACAUGGUCCAAAAACUGACCCAAAGAACAUCACCUCAUUAGUUAAAUAUUUUUGAAGCAUUCAAAAAACAUUAACGCAUUUAACAAAAAUUAAAAGUGUUCUAUUUUUAACACUUUCUCUAUGAGAUAAACUGUUAUUAGUUACUUACAAAUAUUUAUAAAUACUUUGCGUGACUCAA